UCUUUAUAAAAAAAAAAGAGUGAUAAUAGUAAAUCUAGCAAGAGUAGAAUAUGCAGAUUUUUUGAUGUUACGUUACAUUAAAUGCAAAUGUAGCACCCACUUUAUACACAAGGAUAUACGCAUUACACAACAGAUAACGAGCCUACUCUCAUUGCUUUUGAGUUAAGAAGAAAACAAAUGGACAAAUACGUUUAGAGAUUGCCGUAGCAGGAUAUCAACCGGUGACCACAACGCAACUGUCACUGUUCUGCCUCCAAGAAUUAAUAAUGUGUCUACUAUCUCCCUUUGGCCCAUGCCUAGCGCUCCUCCUCUCAUGGGCAGCGUCACGGCCUAUUCCCCCCCUCCCAAAAAAAAGCCUGUUUCCGCCCAGUUGACCGGGUGUGAGUCCCGGAAUGUGGAGCCGGAACCGGGAGCUUCCUCGCUUCAUAGGACCAGAGGCUGGAGCUUGGGGAAGAGAUGCGGCCUGGUAACCACUAGGUACUGAAAAUAUAAUUUCUGCUUCCUUUCACCUUCCAUAUUAUUUUAUUAUUAUCAGUUAUUGGUAGAGCACCAACAGAUUCUGCAGCGCUAACAUUUGAAGCCUAGAGAUGAAAACCCUGCCAGGGGUAGGUGUAUUUGGUACCGGAAGCACAGCCCGGGUCUUGGUCCCAUUGCUCCGAGCUGAGGGGUUCUGUAUUGAGGCUCUAUGGGGAAAGUCAGAUGAUGAAGCCAAAGAGCUGGCAGAAGAACUGGGAAUUUCAUUUUUCACAAGUCGUACAGAUGAUGUCUUACUGCACCAAGAUGUGGACCUUGUGUGUAUCAGUAUUCCACCUCCUCUCACUCGCCAGAUUGCUGUCAAAGCUUUAGGAAUUGGAAAGAAUGUGAUUUGUGAGAAAGCUGCCACAUGUCUAGAUGCCUAUCUGAUGGUGAAAGCUGCUUGUUACUACCCAAAGUUGAUGAGCCUUGUUGGGAAUGCUCUACGUUUCCUGCCAGCCUUUGUCCACAUGCGCCAGCUUAUCUUGGAACAAGACUAUGUGGGUGAGGUGCGGAUCUGUGAUGUUAGAGUGUACUGGGGCAGUUUGCUGAGCAGCCAGUAUAGUUGGAUCUGCGAUGAGCUUAUGGGAGGAGGUGGGUUACAUACUAUGGGGACAUAUAUUGUGGAUCUUCUAACACACUUGACAGGCAAGCGUGCUGAGAAAGUCCAUGGUCUACUUAAAACUUUUGUGAAGCAGAAUGAAGAAAUCACUGGCAUACGGCAUGUGACAAGCGAUGACUUCUGCUUCUUCCAGAUGCAGAUGUCAGGUGGUGCUUGUAGUACUGUGACGCUCAACUUCAAUAUGCCAGGGGCAUUUGUGCAUGAGGUCAUGGUUGUCGGGUCAGCAGGGAGGCUGAUUGUACGUGGAACAGAACUUUAUGGCCAAAGAAACUCCUCAUCUGAAGAAGAGCUUCUGCUCUCAGAUCCAUUGACCAUGGACCCAGGAGGACUAAGUGGAUUUGAGAAAGUGCCUCCUCCCUACCUUAAGGGUAUGGCACACAUGGUAAGGGCACUUCGCCUCUCUUUCCAAGACCAGGAGGAUCGUAGAACAUGGGACUACAAACCACUGACAUCAGCUGCUACUUUUGAAGAUGGUUUAUAUAUGCAGAGUGUGGUGGAUGCUAUCAAGAGGUCCAAUCGCUCUGGCGAGUGGGAAUCGGUAGAUAUCAUGAUUGAAGAACCUGAUUCUAACCAGAACUUGUGUGAUGCCCUUCAAAGAAAUAAUCUCUAACCCUUGCACCAUUGCAGACUUUCUUUGAUGCGAAAAGAGAAGAAAAACCUAAACGUUAGCAUAUUCUUUGUAAUUGUACUUGUUCCUAAUUACUGCAGUUUUCCUGCAGGUAAUAAGUUGCAGACGCAAAACUUUCAUGCUCUUGCAUGAGAUUUUUUUAAGACCGCUUUAUUUUAGUAUUUUAACUGUGAAUACUCAAUUAACUUAUUCACUGCUAGCUAUUUCUAGCAGGAGUACCAUCAUUUUAGAAAUUACAUUUUUAGGUUUGAAUCAGUUUUUUUUUAAAUUAUUUAGUUUGUUAGUUUUAUGCUAACUACAUUAUCUGUUAUAUUGCCUAUUUUGCUAUUUAAACUAAGAGGAAAUAUAACUUAAAGGGACAUAGUACCCAAAUAGUGAAUUAAUUGAAACUGACUAAAAUAUCAUAUAAACAUCUCUAUGUAAAAAAUAACAUAGUUUACCUCCAAAAUGUCCUCAGUAGCUACAUCCCAUUGUAAAGGGAGUUUAAGCAUCUAAAUAGGAUGCUGAUACCAGGACUUGCAAGGGCGUGUGUAUCUGGCAUGUGCUGGCACAGUCACUUUAUUUCCCUCCUCACUUUAAGGAAGUUUACUAUAAAAUCUCAAGAUUAUGUUAACAUUUCACAAUAUCACAAACACAAUGUGAAUUCAGCACUGAUGAUGCUGAUUGGGUUUUUUUUUUGCCAUGCAGAUGACAGUAAAUAUGGUAGAUGAAACAUAACUGCUCACAGAGCACUUCGGUGACAUGACAAACUUAUGAGGUAAAAUGUCUUCCAUUUUUGCUUAGAGAUGUUGAUAUAUUUUCUAGCCAACUUUUUAAAGAUGGACUGCAUCACUUUCAAAUGAUUCAGCAUUUGGGUAAUGUCCCUUUAAGUAAAAACAUCACUUUAGAAGGUGACAUGAUAUUUACAUUGGUAACAUUGAAAUUAUCCAGCACUACACUUGUACACUAUUCACAAUAAAGAAAUGAGACACAACCUGUAACUAUGUGACUGUACCUAACCUGCUAUUACUUGUAUCAGGACAGAACUCAUAACAAUCUGCCUACAGCAGGUAUUUGUACAUAGAACAUGCCUGACACUGUCAAUAAUGUAUCAACACAAAAGACAGGCUACAUGACAUGUUACCUGUACAGUAUUGUUGUUUGCAGCCUGUACCAGAAAUCAAGUGACAUGCCCUGCAAUUUGUGUAUACACAAAUGACAUUAGCAAUCAUACACCUGUGCACUAUUUGUACCUAAAGACAACUCACUUGUACACAAAUUGCUCUACCUAAGGUGCUCUUGUACAUAAUGUGUGUGAAGACUUCAUGACUUGUACCAAUAAUACAUUGCUUGAUUUUCAUCUGUUCAUGAGAGAUUUCAUGCAGGCUGCUAAAUAACAGUAUUGGGGUUACACAACUUACACUUGUUUUUAAUGUCAGUAUGACUUGCACUUGCAUACCAGGAAUUCUAGACAACAUAUAGCGUUUUAUUACUGACACCACUUGCUCUUCACUUGUUGACUAAUGGCAAUGCAGUUCACUAGUAAUUCUGUGAAUAUGUCAGUUGUAUGUUUUGUCAUUUUCUAAACAAUUGUAUGUAUGGAAUGCUUCAAAUUUAUUUAUACUUUUGUAUUUUACUUUUUUAAUGUUUGAUAUUAUACAGGUUUUUAACGUUUAUAUUGUCUUACUGGGUUAAGGUUAAAGAAAAUGUCUUUACUAAACUUCGUAUUCUAGUUAACACAAAGUAGAUAUCCGUACAAUCAACAUUUAUGCUCAUUUGAAGGCUCCAUCAUUUAGGUACUUAGCUGAUAAAGUAUUUUUAAACAACUUGUUGUAGUACCUUUUUGCAGCCUAUGUAUUAAAGGGACAUAAAAGUCUAAAUAAAGCCUUCCUGUUUUAGAUAGUGUGUGAAAUUUAAAGAAAUUAAAUUUACAUUCUCGUUG
Molecule: messenger RNA, 3684 nt
Organism: Bombina bombina (fire-bellied toad)
Lineage: Eukaryota; Metazoa; Chordata; Amphibia; Anura; Bombinatoridae
Gene: GFOD2
Product: glucose-fructose oxidoreductase domain containing 2
Exons: 3
Coding region: 588-1745 (385 amino acids)
Biological process (GO): extracellular matrix organization
Cellular component (GO): extracellular matrix
Molecular function (GO): nucleotide binding
Source: RefSeq, a predicted model, not a curated record